AUGGCUAUCCCACCCCAAAGCCUGCCACCACCACCACCACCGCCCUCAUCAAAACCAUCACCACGUCCCGUAUAUGUGCCGCCACCUCGUUUAUUUCCUGAUGGGCGGAGGCACGUGACGUUUGAUUUAUAUUCCGAUCCGCAGGAAGUUGUACCUCACGAGGAGCUGGAGAACUAUCGAGUAGGCGGUUUCCAUCCAGUCAAUCUCGGCGACACAUUUCAAAAUGGCCGAUACACUAUUAUGCUAACAGCACAUAUGUCGCUCAAUCGAUGGGUAUCGAUUAAGGUAAAGUCGGCUGCGUGCUCGACUAAGAAUUUAGGCGAUGACCCAGAGGUUAAGGUUAUGAAACACUUAGAGCAACAUUACACCAAGUCAGGGUGUGAGCCGAUCCCUGCUGCUCGUCUGUUGAAUUGCUUCCACCAUACUGGGCCUAAUGGCACCCAUAACUGCCUUGUUAUGGAGUUACUUGGACCUUCACUUUCUCACAUACUCCAGUGCUAUCAGUGGUGGGGGCAGACAUUUCAUCCUGACACGUUACUGAGAGCAUCAUGUCAGUUGCUCAGCGCGCUAGACUCCAUCCAUAAAGCAGGCUUCGCUCACGGAGACUUGUCGAAUUCUAAUGUCGCCUUUACCUGCAAGAAUCUCGUAGAGGAUGAUGAAGAUCUCUUAUACGCAAUCGGCGAGCCAGUUAUCGCAGAAUAUUCCCACGGUGAUCCAUGGACCCCCGAGCUGCCUAAACACCUAGUAUUAUUCACUUAUUGGCCCGGCUGGUGGGAGGCACCUGAAGAAGACUUUCGGUUACUUGACCUAGGGGCCGUAUUUCCUGUCAGUGAUUCAGUUAUGAGCAUAGACCAGCCUAGGGACAUAUACUCGCUAUACUAUCAGGAGCGCCCCUUUACGUCGCUCACCAGCCAUGACGCAUGGUAUAUCCAAAAGCUAGUUCGUAGAUUGGGACCAUUACCAGAAGCCUGGCAAAACAAGUGGGAUGAUAUAAAGGAGCGAAGUGACCCCAUACCUGAUAACCAUCAUUUUGCUCCAGAACCUAUCACAGAAACGUUUGAACCUCGACGUAAUGCAAUAAUCGUUGGUCAAGACGCCGAGGUCAGCGAUUACGAGAGAGACGAACAUACAGAUUACGACUUUGCAGCUUUAAGCUCAUUGCUCCGGGUAUUGGAGGGGCUUUUACAGUAUCAGCCUGCUAAGAGGCUUUCACCUGAGGAGGUGAUCUCGCAUAUCCAAUUAAAUUGGACCGACCAUAGGAGGCAGUCAAUAUUCAAGUACCCCAGUCUAGAUGAAGCUCCAUAGAG
This is a messenger RNA of Xylaria bambusicola, 1307 nucleotides long. RefSeq names its product kinase-like protein. Lineage: Eukaryota; Fungi; Ascomycota; Sordariomycetes; Xylariales; Xylariaceae. Gene Ontology annotation, molecular function: protein kinase activity; ATP binding. Gene Ontology annotation, biological process: protein phosphorylation; spliceosomal complex assembly; regulation of mRNA processing. The coding region runs from base 1 to 1305 and encodes 434 amino acids. The transcript has 5 exons. The record is from RefSeq and is a predicted model, not a curated record.